This is a messenger RNA of Musa acuminata subsp. malaccensis (wild Malaysian banana), 2810 nucleotides long. Its product is annotated as calcium permeable stress-gated cation channel 1. Gene Ontology annotation, molecular function: calcium-activated cation channel activity. The record is from RefSeq and is a predicted model, not a curated record. Gene Ontology annotation, cellular component: plasma membrane. Lineage: Eukaryota; Viridiplantae; Streptophyta; Magnoliopsida; Zingiberales; Musaceae.
UUGCUGAUCCUCGUUGCCACCAACUCCUCUCUCGCACUCUCUCCUCGGCCCCCUCUGCUGCUACCUUCGCUUUCCCAAACUCGCAGAGGAUUUCGACUCCCCUCCCCUCCUGCUGUUCUCGCUCUCUCCUUGCUUCUCGAUGCUCUGAGGAUAUGGAGUUCUCGCGAUCCAUGGUCGUCGGAGGAUGAUUUGUGGUCGGAGAAGGCGAGAUCGGGGUUGUAUUGGAAGGGGAUAAGAGGAAUCCUUGUAUCUCGUUGGGCUCUCGGGAAAUCAGUCUUGUAGGAGGCAGCUAUGGCUUCAAUUAGUGAUAUUGGACUUUCAGCAGCCAUUAACUUUCUGAGUGCCUUAGCUUUCCUCGUGGCAUUUGCUGUUUUAAGGCUCCAACCAAUAAAUGACAGGGUUUACUUUUCAAAGUGGUAUCUUAAACGUAUAAGAAGCAGUCCAACCCGUUCCGGGACAUUUGUACAAAAGUUUGUCAAUUUAAAUCUGAGGUCAUACUUGAAAUUUCUGGAAUGGAUGCCGGCUGCCCUCAAAAUGCCUGAACCAGAGCUAAUAGACCAUGCUGGACUUGAUUCUGCUGUUUUCUUGCGGAUAUACUUGAUUGGGCUUAAAAUAUUUAUUCCCAUCACCAUACUGGCAUUCUCGGUUCUUGUACCUGUGAACUGGACUAAUGGCACUCUAAAUGAUUCAAACAACUUACAGUACAGUGAUAUAGACAAGCUAUCCAUAUCAAAUGUUCCAGAACGAUCACAGAGGUUUUGGGCCCAUUUGGUUAUGGCAUAUGUAUUCACGUUUUGGACAUGUUAUGUGUUGCGUAAGGAGUAUGGAACAAUUGCAUCAAUGAGGUUACAUUUUCUGGCAACAGUGAAACGCCGUCCUGAUCAGUUCACCGUCAUCGUCCGAAAUGUGCCACCUGAUCCUGAUGAGUCAGUAAGCGAGCUCGUUGAACAUUUUUUCCUUGUUAAUCAUCGGGAUAACUAUUUAACUCAUCAGGUUGUGUAUAAUGCUAACACUCUUGCUAAGCUGGUUGAAGAGAAGAAACAGAUGGAGAACUGGCUUGACUACUACCAAUUAAAAUUUGAUCGCAAUCCAUCAAAAAGACCUACUCGAAAGACUGGUUUUCUGGGACUGUGUGGUGACAAGGUGGACGCAAUUGAUUUUUACACAUCUAAGGUUGAUAAACUCUCUGAAGAAGAAGCUGCAGAACGUGAAAAGAUAAUAAAAAACCCUAAGUUUAUUAUGUCAGCUGCUUUUGUUUCUUUUCGAACACGAUGGGGGGCAGCAGUUUGUGCGCAAACACAGCAAAGUAGAAACCCCACCUUGUGGUUGACUGAGUGGGCCCCAGAACCUCGUGAUGUAUAUUGGCAGAAUCUAGCGAUUCCCUUCGUUUCCAUUACAAUAAGACGGUUGAUUGUCGCAGUUGCCUUCUUCUUUCUUACCUUCUUCUUUAUGAUUCCAAUAACAUUUGUACAGUCUCUGGCAAAUAUUGAGGGAAUUGAGAAGGCGGUUCCAUUUUUGAAGCCCUUAAUUGAAGUACCUGUCAUCAAGUCAUUCAUCCAAGGUUUUCUCCCUGGAAUUGCUCUGAAGAUCUUUCUUAUAUUGCUGCCUACAAUAUUGAUGAUCAUGUCAAAGUUUGAAGGAUUUAUAUCCUUGUCAGCUCUCCAGCGAAGAUCUGCAUCCAGAUAUUACCUAUUUUUACUAGUUAAUGUGUUCUUAGGGAGCAUAAUUGCUGGAACAGCAUUUGAGCAAUUAAAUACUUUUAUUCAUCAGUCAGCAAAUGAAAUCCCAGAGAAAAUAGGUGUAUCUAUUCCGAUGAAAGCAACCUUCUUCGUUACAUAUAUCAUGGUUGAUGGUUGGGCUGGAAUUGCUGGGGAGAUUCUGAGGUUGAAGCCAUUAAUAAUCUACCACUUGAAAAACUUUUUCUUGGUAAAGACCGAAAAGGACAGAGAAGAGGCAAUGGAUCCAGGAAGUAUCGAGUUUGCCACAUCUGAACCUCAAAUACAGCUGUAUUUCUUACUUGGCCUUGUAUAUGCAACCGUCACCCCCUUCUUACUUCCUUUCAUACUAAUAUUUUUUGGUCUGGCAUAUGUUGUUUUUCGUCAUCAGAUUAUAAAUGUCUACAAUCAAGAAUAUGAGAGUGCAGCAGCAUUUUGGCCAGAUGUUCAUGGCCGCAUUAUCAGUGCACUGGUUAUAUCCCAACUUCUUCUACUUGGACUCUUAAGUACAAAGAAGGCUGCAGAUUCAACGCCAUUCCUUAUUGCCCUUCCUAUAUUGACUAUAUGGUUUCAUAGGUUUUGCAAGAAUCGCUAUGAAUCUGCCUUUGUUAAAUAUCCAAUUCAGGAAGCAAUGAUGAAGGAUACAUUAGAACGUGCCAGGGAGCCCAAUCUUGACCUGAAAGCAUACUUAUCGAAUGCGUAUGUACACCCAGUCUUCAAAGACGGGGAGGACGAGGACAGUGUCGCAACCGACGAAGAGAAAGAAGUCGAGAAUGUACUGGUGCCGACCAAGCGCGCAUCACGCAGGAACACCCCAGUUCCCAGCAAAUUUGGCUGCUCCUCACCACCUUCCCUUCCUGAUGAUGUGCAAGAACUGCUAUAGUCUCUCACCACAGUGUCGUGCACUCCUCUCCUGUUUUGUCAUGUAAAUUAGCUUUGCAAGGUAAAUAGUUCAUGGGACUUCCCAUGCAUCCAUCUGCAUUAUGUUUCAACCAGAUUGAGCUGUCCGAAUGCAUUUAGUAUGGAAAAGAGAAACAUCUGGUUUUAAUGGACGCUCACCUUUCUUUCUUUCUCACCAGUAAAUGGUUUAAAUAU